This is a messenger RNA of Homalodisca vitripennis (glassy-winged sharpshooter), 714 nucleotides long. RefSeq lists its product as uncharacterized. The coding region runs from base 1 to 714 and encodes 237 amino acids. Gene Ontology annotation, molecular function: nucleic acid binding. NCBI's taxonomy places the organism in Eukaryota, Metazoa, Arthropoda, Insecta, Hemiptera, Cicadellidae. Gene Ontology annotation, biological process: DNA integration. The transcript has a single exon. The record is from RefSeq and is a predicted model, not a curated record.
AUGACCAGUGAAGCAUUUAUAGCAGCAUUCAAGAGAUUUAUUUUACGACGAGGAAUUGUUACAAACAUGUACUCGGACAAUGGCACCAAUUUCGUAGGCGCAGAGAGAGAGCAUCGAGAGCUUCAAGAUCUGUUUACAAACGAAGAACAUCAGAGAAGAAUCGUCGAAGAAUCAACCGCUCACCUCAUUAAGUGGCACUUCAUUCCACCCCGAUCCCCUCAUUUCGGAGGCUUAUGGGAAGCUGCUGUUCGGUCAGUGAAACAUCAUUUGAAACGAGUUGUAGCCAACGCCUCACUCACCUUCGAGGAAUUUUACACUACUUUAACAAUGAUUGAAGCUUGCUUGAACUCUCGUCCUCUCACUCCCCUUUCCACUGACCCAAAUGACCUUUCACCAUUAACCCCUGGUCACUUUCUCACUGGUGAUGCUUUAACCGCAUUACCUGAACCGAACAUUUGUUACAUUCAAUUAAACAGGUUGUCACAUUGGCAGAGGACACAGCAGAUUGCGCAGCACUUUUGGACACGAUGGUCCAAAGAAUAUCUGUCUCUCUUACAACAACGGCCAAAGUGGAGAUCAGAAGCAGCCAACAUCCAGCUCAAUCAACUAGUUUCUCCUGAAAAGAAGACAACUUGUCCCCUCUCAAGUGGGUUACAGGUCGAGUGGUGGCGGUCCAUCCUGGAGCGGACAAUAGGAUCCGAGUCGCCACCGUAA